Messenger RNA from Adelges cooleyi (spruce gall adelgid), 1237 nucleotides. RefSeq names its product protein Dr1 (gene NC2beta). Gene Ontology annotation, biological process: positive regulation of transcription by RNA polymerase II; negative regulation of transcription by RNA polymerase II; RNA polymerase II preinitiation complex assembly. Bases 435 to 1073 code for a protein of 212 amino acids. Gene Ontology annotation, molecular function: core promoter sequence-specific DNA binding; TBP-class protein binding; general transcription initiation factor activity. Lineage: Eukaryota; Metazoa; Arthropoda; Insecta; Hemiptera; Adelgidae. The record is from RefSeq and is a predicted model, not a curated record. Gene Ontology annotation, cellular component: negative cofactor 2 complex. The transcript is spliced from 5 exons.
CUCCCAGUCGAGAAUCUAGUUGAAAAUUCUUCUAUUUAAGUACAGCAAUUGAUCGAACGUGGGUUCUCUAUAAAAUUGUAACGAUUGUUUUUUUCCAAAAAAAAAUGCCCAAAACACUCUUUCGACAAAAUAUUUUCAUGUAAAAUUCUAAGUAGAAUUUAUUAAAAAUUGUUGAAUUUUUCAACGUAUGACAUUGACAGAUAGCGAUAUGUGUGACGUGCCGCAUUAUCAGUGUUUUAAAUUUUGUUUUAUUAUCAAAAAUCACAAUAAAUUUGCGUCUUCAGACUACAGUUUACAAUACACAUUGACAAAAUUUUCCAACAACAAACUGCAUGUAACGAGUACAGAUUCCAAUAAAAAUUACUACAGGUUAACAAAAUCUUGUUGCUUUGACAGAUUAUGGAACUUGUCUUUCGUUAAAUCAAUCAGCUAACAUGAGUGAUAACGAAGAUUAUGUACCUAUGUGUAGUAGCAGUACAUCAAAUCCUGUACCAAGCUGUAGCAAAAUUGAUCCAGUUCCGAGUAGUAGUAAAUCAAUGACAAUGCCAAAUUGUAGCGCUGUCAGUCGAAGCAAGAGUUCAGGACUAUCUAAUGAAGAUGAAGAAUUGACACUUCCUCGUGCAUCAGUUAAUAAAAUGAUAAAAGAUGCUUUACCAAACAUUCGUGUGGCUAAUGAUGUACGUGAAAUGAUAAUGAACUGUUGUACUGAAUUUAUUCAUUUAGUAUCAUCAGAAGCUAAUCAAGUGUGUAUGGCCCAACAAAAGAAAACAAUUAAUGCCGAACACUUAUUAACUGCAUUAGACCAUUUGGGCUUCGGUGAUUAUCGACAACAAGCUGAAGAAGUUGUUAAAGAUUGCAAAUCUAAAAGAAGACGACAGAGUACAAGACUGGAAAAUUUAGGUAUACCAGAAGAAGAAUUAUAUCGACAGCAACAAGAACUAUUUGCUAAAGCAAGAGAAGAACAGAUGGCGCAAGAACAGCAACAAUGGCAAGAAUUACAAGCAGCAGCCCAAAGAGCAGCAAUUAAACCUAAGACUGAGGAAAGUAGUGACGAUGAUGAUGACUAUUCUUAAUAUUUGUUCAUUGUACUCUUAAAAGUUGUUUUGUUUCUUUUGUUAAUAAUUUAAGAGAAAAAUCUGAUAAUAAUAAGUUAAGUUAUUUUGCUAUGUUUUGUAAUGUUAUCAAGUAAAAAACUACCUUUGUAAAAACCAUAAACUUUUUUGAUAUGUUAUCUUAA